AUGUUAUCCACCUCGGGAUUUGGAUGGGAUGCUGAGAAGAAAUUGUUGCAAGUAGACAAGGUCGUGUACGAUGAAUGGGUGAAGACUCAUAAGAAAGCUAAAGGGUUGUUUGGAGUUCCAUUCAUUCACUAUGAAACUCUUGCGGAGAUAUACGCAAAAGACAAAGCUACCGGAGAUGCAAGUGAGUCGUUUGUUGAUGCUAUAGAAGAAAUGGGUCAAGAGAUUGAUAAGCAACCAUUCAAUGUCGAGAGUGAUGAAGAAGAUGAUGUGAAUUCUACUCAUUCGGACACUUAUUCUUCUACAAGUCAAUCCGGAAAACGCCCCAUGAAGAUAGAGGAUGAUCAUAUAACUCCUUCAAAAAUGGCAAAAGUGAAGGCUUCUACAAUUCAUUCUUCUGCAAGUGAUUCUACUACUCAAUCCGGAAAACCCUCUAUAAAGGCGAAGGAGACUAAGGUGAAAGGAAAGAACAAGGUAAAUUUGAAGAGUUUGUGUAGGAAUGAUGAUGAUGAUUUGGUGGCCUCCCUCCAUGAUUGUUCCAACAAUUUUGGGAAGAUAUUUGAAAAUAUCAAUGUUAAUCUCGGGACUAUGGCUAGUGCAUGGUCUAAAGCGGAAGAAAGGGAGCAAAGAAUGGAUGAAAAGGUGAACAAGGUAUUGGACGAGGUGAUGAAGUUAGAUGGCAUUUCUCCAUCCGAAGCUUUAGAGGUUGCUACUAUUCUCAUGGCGGAAGAACAUAAGCUUCGCAUCUUCUAUCAAGCACCAUUUAAUAUGAAAAAACAAUAUGCAAUUGAUCUUCUUAAGAAGAAGUAGCAACUUGAGCAAUGUCUUUGUUUUUUUGUUGAACAUAUGCAACUUGAGCAAUAUAGGUUAUUUUAUUAUUAGUCAAUGUUUGGAUAAUUAAUGAGUGUCAACUUUGCU
Chenopodium quinoa (quinoa) is the source of this 915-nucleotide messenger RNA. RefSeq lists its product as uncharacterized. Lineage: Eukaryota; Viridiplantae; Streptophyta; Magnoliopsida; Caryophyllales; Amaranthaceae. The record is from RefSeq and is a predicted model, not a curated record. Bases 1 to 807 code for a protein of 268 amino acids. The transcript has 2 exons.